This is a messenger RNA of Venturia canescens, 1205 nucleotides long. Its product is annotated as leucine-rich repeat-containing protein 15-like. Gene Ontology annotation, biological process: regulation of presynapse assembly; axonogenesis; positive regulation of synapse assembly. The coding region runs from base 16 to 1029 and encodes 337 amino acids. Gene Ontology annotation, cellular component: postsynaptic density membrane; glutamatergic synapse; GABA-ergic synapse. NCBI's taxonomy places the organism in Eukaryota, Metazoa, Arthropoda, Insecta, Hymenoptera, Ichneumonidae. The record is from RefSeq and is a predicted model, not a curated record. The transcript has 2 exons. Gene Ontology annotation, molecular function: protein binding.
UGAAUCGAAAGCGAUAUGUUGUUUCGUGGGCUCGUAUUAUUGUGCUCGAUCUUUUCAGCGAGCUUCGGGCUCGACGAGGCGGAUGAUUGUCGCUCGUACAAUAAUCUUUGGGUGUGUACAAGUUCGAGCUCGAAUCUCGUGAGCGUAAGUUUCGAGGACAUUAACGCGGUACAAACGAUCGACGACGUUGAGCUCCAUUUGGAUAAUUAUGGAAUCACCGAUAUUUCCGGUGAGAGUUUUAUCGACACGAGAAACGCCACAGCUCUAUAUUUAUCUGAGAAUAAACUGUGCAGAAUAACGAAGCGUAUUUUCAAUAAUUUGGAACAACUUACGUAUCUCGAUCUUAAAAGCAAUCGUAUUAACCUGAUCGAGGAUGAGGCAUUCGCGAAGCUCACGAAUCUCGAAACUCUUCUGCUCGAUUAUAAUUAUUUGACGAAGAUAUCGCCGGGAGUGUGGAAAGGUCUUUCCGGCCUCCGUGAAUUGUACAUAACGAAUAAUACCGUUUCACCACGACGCAACAUGUUUCGCGGUCUUCGACAAUUGGAAACUUUGGCUCUGGAUUCCAACGAAAUCGAUAAUCUGCCAAUCGGCUCUUUUAACGGGCUUGCCAAUCUCGAUCUCUUGUACCUUUCGAGAAACAACAUCGCCGAUCUUCACAACGAUAUUUUCCGAGGUCUUGAUCAAUUGAACGAGUUGGAUCUCGGCAAAAAUCUGAUGCAACGCGUCACACCGGGCUCGUUUCGUAACAUGAAAUCCCUCGAAUCACUUUGGCUCAACGGAAAUCGCAUCACGAGUCUUUUACAAAUCAACACUUUUGACGGAUUGGACAAACUCUCUGUCCUCUUCAUUGGCAACAAUGAACCCCUCAGCAUUGAUUUCAUGAUAUUUCGAGGACUCGCCAACGCCAGUAUCGAACCUGGCUUUCUCGUCGAGGGCAAAUUCGUCAGGGAGUUCCAUGACGUUCGAGGCACUUUUCAAUGCGUUGGUGGAAGUUAUCAGGAACCUUAUGUCUGUCAACGAAUUCAUUGAGUCCGAAUUUCUACUUGCACGUUUUUUUAGUGAUUAUGAAUUUUCAAGGGAUAUCGUCAAGAAGAGAGUCCACUGCCUCAUCCCUGUUACCGAAGCACCUCGAUGGAUUACGGUUAUUAUUCGCCAACAGUUCACACCGUUCCAACAGCUUAUUACGCGCGAAGUACGACGUUCAG